AGGUGUAGGCUGCUAUGCUGGCCUGGAACAACGACUUUCACCUCUCUAAAACCGGAAUGGUUUUGGUAAACACUGCUUUUAAGAUAAAAUAUUUUUGGUGACCACUCGUUUUGAUUGGAGGCUGAGUGAGGGCCAUUGCCAAAUCAGGCUCAAUCUCAGAGUUUUUCAAAUGUAGGCCUAAUAUUAUAUUUGGCGCAAUCUUUUUUCCUGCCAUGGGAAAACAAGGGAUACUGUUGUAGACUACUCAGUCUGCUACGCCCUCUUGUGGCAGAAAAAAAAGUAUUUCCACUUUUCUCCAAUUUGGCAAGGAACGUCUACCAGGAACGCCUACCAGGAACGCCCUAGAGACAGUCUGCAGUCACACUUUUUCUCUUUUCGCGCGCUACUCUCAUCCGUUACUAAUCCAAACUAGUAACGUCGACGUGGUUGGCUAGCUAGAUGUAAAUAUUGACUAAUUGGAAAUUUAUCACACAUGUUAUGGAGACAAGUUGCUUCUCUGAUAUCGACAAUGAGUCGGCGUCAAUUGUUGGUGAUUCUGAAGGAGAAGAAGAAACAAAUCUUUACCUGGACAGAUUGAUGCUUGCAGAUUUGCUAGACUCGCCCUACUCAUAUAAUUUGUCCACACCACACACCAUCAAUGGCUGUACAGACGGGUUUUCUCCUCAGAUAGCGAUGUUGACUUGUAGACGUUUGGAUGGCUUGGACCAAGUGCGUCUCACACCUGAAAAGAUCCAAUCCCCAUUUUUGUCAAGGAGUUCUGGGAAUCCAGGUGACGAGAAGGGAAUGGACGGUGUUAUCGCUCAAGGACAUGAUGGAGAAGACAGUGAGGGGAUGAUAGAAGAGGAUCCCUCUGAGGGGUCAGUGUCAGAGAGUCCCUCACAGCACGUUGGGAGUGGUACCUCUACCAGACGUUUGAAGAGAGCAGCCACGGUAGCUAAGACACAGGGUGGCGGUGGUUGUGACCUCUCACAGAAGGAGAUAGGUGCAGAGCCCAAGAGACAGACCAGGCUGACUGACAGUCAGACACAGGGGAGUAGACAGACCAGACCAAUGGAAGAAAUCAGACCAAACGGACAGAAUGACAACCAGGCACAGGAGAACAAACAGGAGAACAGACAGACCAGGCAGACUGAUAGUCAGAAGCAGGAGACCAGCGGACCAACCAGACAGACCAGGCAGACUGACAGCCAGAAGCAGGAGCCCAGCGGACCAACCAGACAGACCAGGCAGACUGACAGCCAGAAGCUGGAGACCAGCGGACCAACCAGACAGACUGACAGUCAGAAGCAGGAGACCAGCGGACCAACCAGACAGACCAGGCAGACUGACAGCCAGAAGCAGGAGCCCAGCGGACCAACCAGACAGACCAGGCAGACUGACAGCCAGAAGCAGGAGACCAGCGGACCAACCAGACAGACUGACAGUCAGAAGCAGGAGACCAGCGGACCAACCAGACAGACCAGGCAGACUGACAGUCAGAAGCAGGAAACCAGCGGACCAACCAGACAGACCAGGCAGACUGACAGCCAGAAGCUGGAGACCAGCGGACCAACCAGACAGACCAGGCACACUGACAGCCAGAAGCUGGAGACCAGUGGACCAACCAGACAGACCAGGCAGACUGACAGCCAGAAGCAGGAGACCAGCGGACCAACCAGACAGACUGACAGCCAGAAGCAGGAGACCAGCGGACCAACCAGACAGACUGACAGCCAGAAGCAGGAGACCAGCGGACCAACCAGACAGACUGACAGCCAGAAGCAGGAGACCAGCGGACCAACCAGACAGACUGACAGUCAGAAGCAGGAGACCAGCGGACCAAUCAGACAGACCAGGCAGACUGACAGUCAGAAGCAGGAAAAUGGAGGUGUGAACCACGGUCAAUCCCAUAGCAGGCGGGGCAUCACCCGUCUGAAUGCCCUCCACCGGAGGAACCGUUACGGGGAGACUCUACUCCAUAUUGCAGCCAUGCAAGGAGACACCCAGUGGAUCAGAGGCAUGCUGUCGCUGGGCCCCGACAUCAACAUGGCCGACAACGCAGGUUGGACUCCUCUUCACGAGGCAGUGUCCCACGGUCACUAUGAGAUCAGUAAGCACCUGAUCCAGGCAGGAGCUCUGGUCAACUGUACUGGAGAAAAUGGAACCACACCUCUACUUGAUGCUGUAGUGCAGGGACACCUGCAGAUAGCAGAGUUGCUGUUGAAGCACGGGGCAGACCCUCUACUGAAGAACAAUGAAGGACAGACAGCCUAUAGCAACACCACAGAACCCUGUCUGAUCAAACUCAUGGAGAAAAACAUCCCCAAUAACAAGAGAAAGGCACUAGCAGGAAGAAGCGUUGAGAGGUCAAGAGCAGGAGAACCCAUGAGACCGUUGAGGUCCGUGUCCGAGGGCACUGUGUCCAGGAACAUCUCUGGGGGGUCCCAGAGCGGGCGGACCGUCACCCCUCUGAAUAUCCUCCACCGGAAGAACUGUUACGGGGAGACUCUACUCCACAUUGCAGCCAUUCAAGGAGACACCCAGGGGGUCAGAGACAUGCUGUCACAGGGGCUCAACGUCAACAUGCCCGAUAAUGCAGGUUGGACUCCUCUUCACGAGGCAGUGUCCCACGGUCACUAUGAGAUCAGUAAGCACCUGAUCCAGGCAGGAGCUUUGGUCAACUGUACUGGAGAAAAUGGAACCACACCUCUACUUGAUGCUGUAGUGCAGGGACACCUGCAGAUAGCAGAGUUGCUGUUGAAGCACGGGGCAGACCCUCUACUGAAGACAAACAACGGACAGACAGCCUUUAGCAACACCACAGAACCCUCUCUGAUUAAACUCUUGGAGAAAAACAUCCCCAAGAACAAGAGAAAGGCACUAGCAGCACCAACAAAACGACCUGCAGACGCGUCCCAACUCAGCCCGUCCCAAAGUGGAACAGGGAGAAAGCUCAGGAGGUUACCAGUUCAGGCAGAUCAGACCAGCACUGACCAGGAGAGAUACCAGCAGAGACGCACAACAACCAGGUCUGAAACCAGCAACACUGACCAGCAGAGACGCACAACAACCAGGUCUGAAACCUGCAACACUGACCAACAGAGACGCACAACAACCAGGUCUGAAACCUGCAACACUGAACAGCAGAGAGACACAACAACCAGGUCUGAAACCAGCAACACUGACCAGCAGAGACGCACAACAACCAGGUCUGAAACCUGCAACACUGACCAACAGAGACGCACAACAACCAGGUCUGAAACCAGCAACACUGACCAGCAGAGACGGACAACAACCAGGUCUGAAACCAGCAACACUGACCAGCAGAGACGCACAACAACCAGGUCUGAAACCAUCAACACUGACCAGCAGAGACGCACAACAACCAGAUCUGAAACCAGCAACACUAACCAGCAGAGACGCACAACAACCGGGUCUGAAACCAGCAACACUGACCAGCAGAGACGCACAACAACCAGGUCUGAAACCAGCAACACUGACCAGCAGAGACGCACAACAACCAGGUCUGAAACCAGCAACACUGACCAGCAGAGACGCCCACCAACCAGGUCUGAAACCUGCAACACUGAACAGCAGAGAGACACAACAACCAGGUCUGAAACCAGCAACACUGACCAGCAGAGACGGACAACAACCAGGUCUGAAACCAGCAACACUGACCAGCAGAGACGCACAACAACCAGGUCUGAAACCAGAAACACUGACCAGCAGAGAGACACAACAACCAGGGCUGAAGCCAGCAACACUGAACAGCAGAGACGGACAACAACCAGGUCUGAAACCAGCAACACUGAACAGCAGAGAGACACAACAACCAGGUCUGGAACCAGCAACACUGACCAGCAGAGAGACACAACAACCAGGUCUGAAACCAGCAACACUGACCAGCAGAGACGGACAACAACCAGGUCUGAAACCAGCAACACUGACCAGCAGAGACGGACAACAACCAGGUCUGAAACCAGCAACACUGACCAGCAGAGAGACACAACAACCAGGUCUGAAACCAGCAACACUGACCAGCAGAGACGGACAACAACCAGGUCUGAAACCAGCAACACUGACCAGCAGAGACGCACAACAACCAGGUCUGAAACCAGCAACACUGACCAGCAGAGAGACACAACAACCUCUACUAAAGUUGCAGGGGUCUUGGGAGAGAAAGAGGAGCCUCGUGGCGAUGGCUCUACUGGUCCAAACCGUCCACUACCUUCUGUCCAGGAUGGGAUGCGGUCUACAGCACCAGCUAUGAAGAGGAACCUGGAGGACCAGGCAGGGGAAGAAGACUCGAGGCCUAAUCACGCCAUUUUAUCAGACACAUCCACACCUAGAAAAGUCAUUAAACGCAUCACCACCAAACGGAAGGAUAUCUUUGAUUUGCUCCUGCAGAGCAACCCUUUCGACCUGGACAGUGUUCUAUUGGCGGCCCAGACAGGAAAUGGUCAGGCGACAACAGGAAGUGCAGGUUUCCUGCUGGAGACAGCAGAUUUCAAAGGAAAAGAGGAAGGAAAGGAAUGGAACACAGAAAAGCAGGAAAUUACACAAUCCUCAGAGGAGAUCACUCUAGAUGGGAAUCUCUCCCAGCAUACCGACCACUGCCAGAGCCAGAGAGAGGAGAUCACUCUAGAUGGGAAUAUCUCCCAGCAUACCGACCACUGCCAGAGCCAGAGAGAGGAGAUCACUCUAGAUGGGAAUCUCUCCCAGCAUACCGACCACUGCCGGAGCCAGAGAGAGGAGAUCACUCUAGAUGGGAAUCUCUCCCAGCAUACCGACCACUGCCAGAGCCAGAGAGAGGAGAUCACUCUAGAUGGGAAUCUCUCCCAGCAUACCGACCACUGCCAGAGCCAGAGAGAGGAGAUCACUCUAGAUGGGAAUCUCUCCCAGCAUACUGACCACUGCCAGAGCCAGAGAGAGGAGAUCACUCUAGAUGGGAAUCUCUCCCAGCAUACCGACCACUGCCAGAGCCAGAGAGAGGAGAUCACUCUAGAUGGGAAUCUCUCCCAGCAUACCGACCACUGCCAGAGAGAGGAGAUCACUCUAGAUGGGAAUCUCUCCCAGCAUACUGACCACUGCCAGAGAGAGGAGCUCACUCUAGAUGGGAAUCUCUCCCAGCAUACUGACCACUGCCAGAGCCAGAGAGAGGAGAUCACUCUAGAUGGGAAUCUCUCCCAGCAUACCGACCACUGCCAGAGAGAGGAGCGCACUCUAGAUGGGAAUCUCUCCCAGCAUACUGACCACUGCCAGAGCCAGAGAGAGGAGAUAACUCUAGAUGGGAAUCUCUCCCAGCAUACUGACCACUGCCAGAGAGAGGAGAUCACUCUAGAUGGGAAUCUCUCCCAGCAUACUGACCACUGCCAGAGCCAGAGAGAGGAGAUAACUCUAGAUGGGAAUCUCUCCCAGCAUACUGACCACUGCCAGAGAGAGGAGAUCACUCUAGAUGGGAAUCUCUCCCAGCAUACUGACCACUGCCAGAGCCAGAGAGAGGAGAUCACUCUAGAUGGGAAUCUCUCCCAGCAUACUGACCACUGCCAGAGAGAGGAGAUAACUCUAGAUGGGAAUCUCUCCCAGCAUACCGACAACUGCCAGAGCCAGAGAGAGGAGAUCACUCUAGAUGGGAAUCUCUCCCAGCAUACUGACCACUGCCAGAGCCAGAGAGAGGAGCUAACUAAAGAUGGGAAUCUCUCCCAGCAUACUGACCACUGCCAGAGCCAGAGAGAGGAGAUCACUCUAGAUAGGAAUCUCUCCCAGCAUACUGACCACUGCCAGAGAGAGGAGAUCACUCUAGAUGGGAAUCUCUCCCAGCAUACCGACCACUGCCAGAGCCAGAGAGAGGAGAUCACUCUAGAUACGAAUCUCUCCCAGCAUACUGACCACUGCCAGAGCCAGAGAGAGGAGAUCACUCUAGAUAUGAAUCUCUCCCAGCAUACUGACCACUGCCAGAGCCAGAGAGAGGAGAUAACUCUAACUCAAGAGGGGCAUCUUUCCCAGCAUACUGACCACACAGACGAAGCAGGGUUCAAUCUAGGUGAAUAUUUCAAUUUUAACCCAACAACGAGUGCUGACAGAUACCAACACAAUAACACUAUCUGGGCAGAGGAAACCAGUCAAAACCCUGACCAGAAUACAUGUCCUGAAGCCUUAGUGCCGCUAGCUGGAUUGGAUGCCACAAGAAACAGCAUCUCCACCGAUAAGUCAAAGGUCACCCUCACCCACCGACCUGCUAGACCAGAGACUGACCCUGUGGACAAGACCAGAUCUGCGGUAGAGGUUGACCUGAGCCAAAUAGACCAGGAUGACACCUGCUGUACCCUCAUAGACAACGUCUCACUUGUUGAACACCUGUCCCUGUCCAAAGCACCUGUCCCUUUGGAAACCACUGACGUUGUGAAUGCCUGUGUGGCUGGGACAUCAUCUCCAUAUGUUGAUGACAAGUGUAAGCUAGACAAUGGUCUCCUGUCCAAUGAAGACUUGGAGGAGCAGUGUAGCGUGUCUCUUCUUCCGCCUCAUUCAGACGCUACAGCAACAACACACCUGGAUGUCACGAGACAAGCUUCCAUUGUUGACGAGAAGCAGACACAACCAGUAGAGGCACCAUCAGCGAUGGAGGAUGAUAAUGAUGAAUAUCUUGGCUCUUGCAACACUAGCUCACCAUCCCUCCUAGUGGCUGAGGAGCUCCACGGCCCUGUGGGGAUAUCAGAAUGUACAGAGACCAAUAUCGAUACACUGUUUAUGCAGAGAGCAAGUCAAAUCCCCAAAGCUUCUUCCAUUGGAUCAGAUGUCGGUUUAAAAGCCAACCUGCUAAAAUGCACUGGUCUCGAUCUCCAGCUGAUUGGAGACAGACUGAACAGAGAGACCACGGCUGCUGUGACUGGAAGAGAUGGUGAGAGAUGUCAUAUUGAUGGUGGACAACGGGAGGGAGGCUCUGUAACACACAGAGUGUCUAGAGACCCGGAUGCUUCUACUGACAAGACUUUGUCUUCCGACAAUAAAGACAAUGGCGCUGACUCUGACAUCACCGUGGUCUCUGAGCUGGACCAAGCAGAGACAAAGAACAAUGAUCUGGAACAAGUUGAAAAGGAGGAGGUGGCGAAAGCUCAUGUUCAACUUGAUUCAGAAGCGACAAUUGGUUCCGUCCAAGAUCAGGUGAGAGGAGUAGAAAACCAAACCCCCGGGACUGAAGUUGAGACUUUAGAUACAUUAAUAGAUUACUCUGAGGCGUGUGAGAUGAAUGGUAAUGGAUAUACCACUACUGUAAUGGAGGACUCCACUAGCCUGUUACCCGCUUUAGAUGACUGCCAAGCUAAAGACGGUGUGAAGGAAGAUGAACCAGAGAUGAACACUAUGCAAAGUGAUACGGGCCGCGCCAAACACCACAACAGCUGUAGUCAACACAAGAGGAAAGCCAAGAGCAGUAGAGCCAGACCUGGCAAGAGGCAGGCCAAGCUGUUGUUGAAGCCAAAGCCAAACCCUUGGGCAUCGCAAAACAGAAGUACUAGUUACACAACAGGUGGUGCUGAUACCUCGUCUAGUUCAGUAGGUCCCAUGCCUGGCACAAAGAUUCCCUUGAGGAAUCUACACAGGAGAAACAGUAUGGGAGAGAGCCACCUUCACCUGGCAUGCAAGAAAGGAGACCUGGCUCUAGUGAGAGGCCUUCUGGAAGCAGGCCUAAAUGUCAAUCAGAUAGAUCACGCAGGUUUGUAA
Molecule: messenger RNA, 7701 nt
Organism: Oncorhynchus mykiss (rainbow trout)
Lineage: Eukaryota; Metazoa; Chordata; Actinopteri; Salmoniformes; Salmonidae
Source: RefSeq, a predicted model, not a curated record